AUGGAGAGUGGAGAGGAGCUGAUGGGUGGCAAUGAGGAGAGGAUCUAUGUGUCGGUGAGGCUAAGGCCUUUGAAUGGGAAGGAAAUUUUGAGGAAUGAUGUUUCAGAUUGGGAAUGUGUCAAUGAUAAGACCAUUGUGUACAAGAAUGUUGGGUUAUCUCCUUCUGAGAAAUCUAUGUAUCCUAGUGCUUACACGUUUGACAGAGUUUUCAGGAGUGAUUGCUCCACUAGAGAAGUGUACGAAAAAGGAGCUAAGGACGUGGCAAUUUCAGUAGUCAAUGGAAUGAAUUCAAGUGUUUUUGCAUAUGGACAAACGAGCAGUGGAAAGACAUUCACGAUGACUGGAAUAACUGAGUUUGCAGUAGCUGACAUAUAUGAUUACAUACAAAAGCACCCAGAAAGAGAUUUUGUGUUGAAAUUCUCGGCUAUGGAGAUCUACAAUGAAUCUGUUAGGGACCUCUUAAGUAGAGGAACCAUAGUUGAGAAGCUUACCGAGGAAAUUUUGAAGGACUGGAAUCAUGUGAUUCACCUCCUUUCCAUAUGUGAAGCUCAAAGACAAAUUGGAGAAACAUCCCUUAAUGAAAUGAGCUCCAGAUCUCACCAGAUUAUUAGACUGGCAGGGACAAUGCAAGCACUCUUACAGCUACUGUGCAAAAACCGAAACGGGCACAUUCCGUACAGAGACUCCAAGCUGACCAGAAUUCUACAUUCGUCUUUGGGAGGGAAUGCGAAAACUGCCAUUAUUUGCACGAUGAGCCCUGCAAGAAGCCACGUGGAGCAAUCGAGGAACACUCUCCUUUUCGCCAGCUGUGCAAAGGAGGUGACAACUAAUGCUCGGGUUAAUGUAGUUAUGUCUGAUAAAGCUCUGGUGAAGUAUUUGCAGAGAGAGCUAGCGAGGCUAGAGAGCGAGCUUAGGAGCCCCCGGUUGAGUUUUUCACCUUCCGAUUAUUCGGCUAUACUCAGAGAGAAAGACCGUCAAAUUGAGAAGCUCGAGGAGGAAAAUAAUGACCUUAUUCUGCAAAGAGACAUUGCUCAAUCCCAAGUUAAGGAUUUACUACGAAUAUUGGGCAACGAUACCAAUUCAGCACCACAGGUGGGAUUUGACGACUAUCCUCACUUGCGAGUACACAAGUCACCAGAAAACGAACUUAGGGCAUCAUCCAUUUUGUCCGACCCUCACUCUUUAGACAUUGACACGCGAACAUGUUCCGGUGGCCACAGCAGGUCAAGUUCAUCGGGCCAAAUCGUAAAAGUCCCAUAUUUCGAGGAUGACUUUGCAAACGCCACUGCAUCUCCAAGACUCUUAACCUCAACCUCUAGCGAGAGGUAUUCAUAUCACGGUUGGGAGGACAUUGAAAAACAAAGCAAUGGGACAUCAUCCGAGGAUCUUUGUCGUGAAGUUCGCUGCGUAGAGACUCAAGGGUCUAGCGAAAAGAGUGAUAAGGAAUUCACUUCAUUAUUAUGUCCUGAAGAAAACACAGGUUUUCCCGAAGUAGAAGAAGAGGGGCAAAAUUUUGAAUCCCCAUUAAGCCCCUCUUUAGACAAAGAUCAAGUUUUUCAGUCAACACCUGUGGAGAAAGGCGAUGAAAUAACUGUAUCCUCAAAUGGGUUCGGAGAAAAGGAGUCUUUUUAUGAGGAAGGGAAAGAAAAUAGUUCGACUGCUCGUUUUCCUGAUGAUCCAUCUAUAAAAAAUCCAUCUUUUUCAACUCCUGAGCAGGUUAAAGACUCAUUGCCCAUAAAUCCAAUGCUGCCGAGUUUGACUAAAAGUAGAAGCUGCAAAGCGAGUAUAACCGACUCGAGUUCCCCGUGGCUCAAAACAAUCGAAUUUAGUGAGAACUCAUCAUCGUUUAUCGAGUCCAGAAGAGAAAAUGUGGGUUUCGAGAAGAAACUGUCUCCAUUGAGCUUUGAAUCAGAUGCGAAAUGUUUAUUGAGAAAAGAUUCUCAGUCAUCCCCAAGAAACACACUUGACAUCGAGGUUGAUGAUAGCCCGAAUGUGAAAUGUUCGAAUACAGAGGUGGUUUUUGAGAGCACUAAUGAUGAGAUGGAUAUGAAUGAGCUCUCAGUCGAGCAUGUGUUCGUAAAGAAUCCGUCAAACGAGACUCUGAAAAUCGACGAGCCCCCUAAGAAGAAUGUGAAGGAUGUGGGGUUAGAUCCAAUCGAGGACGAACCAAAAGAUCUUUCAACGUGGCCCACAGAGUUCAAGAGGCUCCAGCAAGAAAUAAUCGAACUCUGGCACGAUUGCCACGUGUCACUCGUGCACAGGACUUACUUCUUCAUGCUAUUUCAAGGUGACCCCUCGGAUGCCAUAUAUAUGGAGGUGGAGAUUAGGAGAAUGAAAUUCUUGAAGAAGAAAUUCUCUCAAGGAGAUAAAACGACCGUGAAUGGCAAAUGUCUUACACUGGCUUCAAGUGAGAAGUCCCUUCGUGAGGAGAGACGAAUGCUGAGUCAGCGAAUGUUGAGGAAGCUCUCGGAGCAAGAAAGAGAAAGCCUCUUUCUCAAGUGGGGCAUUGGCUUGAACACUAAGCUAAGGAGGCUACAAUUGGCCCACCGCUUGUGGACCAAAACAGACGAUAUUGACCACAUUUCGGACAGUGCAUAUCUUGUUGCAAAGCUGUUCGGCACUGUUGAGCCCGAUCAAACUCACAAUAAAGAAAUGUUCGGGCUUAAUUUCACACCUCGGUACUCGACUAGAACGUAUAGUUUGAGAAGAAGCUUGAUAUCUUUCUUGUGAUAUUACUUUUUUUUUUUUUUGGANCAUAUUAUUGUGAUUUUUUUUAUUUAUUUUUUUUUCUUUGGGAUUGUAGAAAAUGUAGGCUUUUAUGUUGUUUUUUUUGUAAGUGUUUGGUGUUGAGUUAGUAUUGAUUUGGUAUCUUCUUUCUAGUGUGUAUAGAAAGACGGGGAGCUUGAGAUAACAGAGUAUGAAGACAUUGGUUGUAUUUUCUUUUCUGUCUCACU
Messenger RNA from Striga asiatica, 2954 nucleotides. The record is from the annotation of a GenBank genome assembly. Lineage: Eukaryota; Viridiplantae; Streptophyta; Magnoliopsida; Lamiales; Orobanchaceae.